UCCCCAAGGCAGCUCCUGAUGAGUAACAGCAGCCUCCGCACCUUUGAGGACCAAGUCCUCUGCUGCAUUUGCCUGGAGGUGCUCUGCAACCCAGUCACCACUGCCUGCAGACAUAACUUCUGCAUGGCAUGCCUCCACAGUUUCUGGGACCACCAGGCUGCCAUGGGCGAGAUGCUCUAUUGCCCCGAGUGCCGAGAGAGCUUCCCCUCCAGGCCGCACCUCUCCAAGAAUGUCAACCUGGAGGAGAUGGUGACCUGCUUCACUCAGGCCAAGGGCCAGACCCUGCAGUCCCCACAGAAACUGGCCAGGCCCAGGGAUGUGACCUGUGACUUCUGUUCCCCUCAGAAGCUCGAGGCCAUCAAGUCAUGCCUGCAGUGCAUGGUCUCCCUGUGUGAGCAGCACCUGCACAGUCACUUUGAGGACCCGAUGUUCCAGGACCACCAGCUGCUGGAUCCCAUGUGGGAUCUCAAGAACCGCUUGUGCCGGAAUCACCACAAGCUGCAGCAGCUGUACUGCCGCACAGAAGGCAGCUGCGUGUGUGGGGUCUGUUUGCUGGAGGAGCACAGGAACCAUGACACUGUCCCCCUGGAGGAGAAGCGUGCCCACAAGGAGGUUGAGGUUCGGAAGAUGCUGGCCAAUGUGGAGAACCAGAUGCUAAUCAUCACCUCCAACAGCCAGAAGCACCAGGAGCAGGUGGCCUUUCUCUCGAAACGGAUCCAGACAACAGGCGAUGCGGUGAACAGCUGCUUCUCAGAGAUCAUCCAGGAGAUCAAACAGCUGCAGGGGAAGGUCUUGGAUUUUGUGGAAAAAGAGGUGGCAGCUGCCCUAGGAAAGUUGGGCAGCUCCAUCCAGCAGAGCCACAAUCGGCUCCUGAAGCUGGAGGGGGACAGCAUCUGGCUCCACACCCUGCUCACCAACAGGAACGACCAGCAAUUUCUGCAGGCAAGGCCCCACCAUUUCCGCAGGCUGAUGCACUUCCCAGCUUGCAAGGAACCCCUAAUGGGCAUCAACUUUGAGGAGAAGCAUACCUUCCUCCACUUGCCAGAGAACCUGGCAGAGCUCCAGACCCAGCUGGGGGACGUGGGUGUCAGCUUCAUCAACCAGCUCCUCCAGAAGGGCAUUGAGAUGAACUCCUAUGAAGUACUGCCCCCAGCUAUGGACAGGCACACACUUCUCAAGGGGUACUGCAACCUGAACUUUGACCCCACCACAGCCAGCGAGGAGCUGUUCCUGUUCAAGGAAACGCACUCAGUGCUGAACCUGGGCAUCCUCCUGGAGGAUGUUACGGCCGCGGGCGGCCCCUUCGCGGGCUUCAAGCAGUGGCCGCAGGUGCUGUGCUCGCGCGGCCUGUCCGAGGGCCGCCACUACUGGGAGGUCGAGGUGUCCAACUCGUGGGUGUGCCUGGGCGUCACCUACCGCCGCCGCCCAACGCUCAGCGGCCGCCCGCGCCGCAACAUCGUCCACCUGCUGGGCCGCAACCCCUACUCGUGGUGCCUGGAGUGGGACUCGCUCAAGUUCUCCGUGUGGCACAACAACACACAGACGGUGCUGCACGGCUCCUACCACCGCUCGCUCGGCGUGGCGCUCGGCUGUGGUGCCGGCUGCUCCUUCUACGGCGUGGCGGGCAGCCUGAGCCUCCUCUACCGCUUCCUCGUCUCCUUCCUGGAGCCGCUCUACCCCGCGGUCACGGUCAGCAGCGCCGCCUCCGUCACGCUCAGGCAGCGCCCGGGGCGUAGGCGACGCCAAUAAAGCUGGACUGCAGCUCUGCUCGCGCGGGAGGGUGGCCGUCGCACGGCAUGGCCCAGGGAACCUGCCUCCAACCCGCAGCCCGGGCCUCCCCUGAGGCGCCCGCCCCGGGGCCCCGGGAAUCCCAGGACACAGGCGGAGCCCUCCGUCCCCGCAGCUGCAAGAGAGGGGCUCUGAACCAGG
Manis javanica (Malayan pangolin) is the source of this 1929-nucleotide messenger RNA. The record is from RefSeq and is a predicted model, not a curated record. Lineage: Eukaryota; Metazoa; Chordata; Mammalia; Pholidota; Manidae.